Molecule: messenger RNA, 771 nt
Organism: Penicillium riverlandense
Lineage: Eukaryota; Fungi; Ascomycota; Eurotiomycetes; Eurotiales; Aspergillaceae
Product: seipin co-factor family protein
Exons: 1
Coding region: 1-771 (256 amino acids)
Source: RefSeq, a predicted model, not a curated record
AUGGCCACCCCCAACUCCCAAUCCACAAACAGCAUCUCCCAACCAACAACCUCCUUCCCCUUUCUCCCACCAGGAGAUGACACAAAAACAACGACAGACUCUCACAGUCACAAUGACGAAACCACCACCCCAACCACAUCCAACAACAAGACAACGGAUAACAUCCACCAAACCCUAACGGCCCUCCUAACCCACCUCCCCACCCAAGCAACAGCCCUCCUCUCCACAACCCUCAGCCUCUGGGAACGCUACCCGCGCCUAUCAACCUUCCUCCUAAGCCAAACCCUCUGCGCAACCUUCCCGCUCCUCCUCUUUGUCGUCGGCGCCACCGUGACAACGCUAACCGCCGCAAUGAUCGCGCUGAUCGUCUUCGUCGACCUGUCGCAGCUGAUCCUGAUUCCGUCGCUGCUUCUGUCUUCGGUUUUUGCGACGGUGCUCUGGGCGUGGGGUUGGGCUGUGUUUUUUGGGGGGAGGUGGGUGCUUAGGCUUUGUUCUGGGGAAGAAAAUGAGGGGCAGGAUGGGGGAAGGGUUGAGUGGUGGGGGGGGAGGGGGGAUGAUGAGGAGGGUAGGGAUAAGGAGAAGGAGAAGGAGAAGGGGAGGGACUAUGUGAAGGAGUUUAAGGAGAAGGUUGAGCGCGAGGAGAAGGACAGGAAAAUGCAAAGAGAGAAAGAAAAGGAGAAGGGUGGUUCUGUUGAUCUUGCUGCUGGGACGCUCAAGAGUGAGCUGGAGGGUGUCCCGGAGAAAGAUGUCGGCAAGCCGAGUGAGAAGUAA